CGAUAUACUUCGUGGUCAUUUGCAAUAAAUAUAGGAUGUAGAACAUAACCAAAGAAAUAAGAAAAUGGCAGCGAACGAAAGGGAGGCAGAAUCACUUAAACCACUUUUUCGUAAUCUUAUGGCAGACGAUCCUGAACCAGAGGCUACAGAGAUAGAAAGUCUUUGUGUAAAUUGUGGUAAAAAUGGCAUUACAAGACUUCUCUUGACGAAAAUACCGCAUUACAAAGAUGUCGUGGUAAUAUCCUUUGAUUGUGAGAAUUGUGGUUAUCAAAAUAAUGAAAUUCAAAGUGGAAGUAAAAUAUCUGAAAAGGGUAUUAAAAUUACCUUGGAAGUUAGCUCGCCAAGAGACUUGAAUCGUCAAGUAGUAAAGUCAGAUUAUACCAGUGUUCAUUUGCCCCAAAUAGAUUUUGAGAUACCUGCAAGAUCUCAAAAAGGAGAAAUUACUACGAUUGAGGGUAUAAUAGAUCAUAGUAUCGAAGGAUUGGAACAAGAUCAACCAAGACGCAGAGAAGAAUAUCCAGAAACUGCAGAGGAGAUAGAUAAAUUUUUAACAAAAUUACGUGAUCUUAAAAUACCCAGCAAACCAUUUACAAUAAUUUUUAAGGAUGUCUCUGGAAACUGCUAUGUUGAAAAUCCAAAGGCACCGCUUAAAGAUUCUGAAUGUAAAAUUACUUACUUUAACAGAUCGGAAGAAGAAAAUCGUUUAUUAGGGAUAUAUAAUGACAAUACAGAAGGUCUUUUAACACCUAUACAAGAUGGAGAACAUACUCUUGAAGAUAUUGAGGGUGAAGUUUUAUCUUUUCCUACAAAUUGUCCAGAUUGUAAUAGUCCUUGCGAGACUAACAUGAAACUGACGAACAUACCACAUUUUAAAGAGGUCGUAAUUAUGGCAACAUUAUGCGAAGCAUGUGGUCAUAGAACUAACGAAGUUAAAAGUAGCGGAGGAGUAGAGCCUCAUGGAGUAAAGAUAGAGGUAACGGUUACGGGAAAAGAAGACUUUACUAGAGAUGUAUUAAAGUCUGAAACAUGCUAUAUGGAAAUACCAGAACUUGAAUUAGAAGUUGGCCCAGCGGCUUUAGGUGGCAGAUUCACUACUGUAGAAGGGAUUAUUGUAGCGACUAAAGAACAGUUAUCAUCAUCUACUGCUUUCACGGGUGAUAGUACGGAUGUUGAAAAUGUUAACAGAAUGCAAGCGUUUAUAUCACAAUUAACAGGCGUUCUUGAAGGGAAUAAAACAAUAACUUUAGUAUUGGAUGAUCCAGCUGGAAAUAGUUACAUACAAACCCUUUCUGAUGAUGGGCCCGAUGAUAAAUUGAAAAUCACAAAAUAUGAAAGAAGCUUUGAGCAAAAUGAAGAACUUGGACUCAAUGACAUGAAAGUUGAAAAUUAUUAAUAAUGCAGUGACUUGUAUGAAAGAAUGCAAACAUAAUAUCAGGAAAGUACAAAGAAAGAAGGAUACGUAUUAUACGGAAUUAUAAAUAAUAAGAAUGCAAUAUUGUAAUACAUUUUUAUCAUGGGUUUAGGAUACAACAUGUAAAUACAUGUUUUAUAUUUUGUU
Molecule: messenger RNA, 1558 nt
Organism: Vespa velutina
Lineage: Eukaryota; Metazoa; Arthropoda; Insecta; Hymenoptera; Vespidae
Gene: Zpr1
Product: zinc finger protein ZPR1
Exons: 3
Coding region: 65-1393 (442 amino acids)
Cellular component (GO): nucleus; cytoplasm
Molecular function (GO): zinc ion binding
Source: RefSeq, a predicted model, not a curated record